This is a messenger RNA of Panicum virgatum (switchgrass), 570 nucleotides long. RefSeq lists its product as uncharacterized. The record is from RefSeq and is a predicted model, not a curated record. The transcript has a single exon. The coding region runs from base 1 to 570 and encodes 189 amino acids. NCBI's taxonomy places the organism in Eukaryota, Viridiplantae, Streptophyta, Magnoliopsida, Poales, Poaceae.
AUGACUCCUCUAGCGACUCUUCCAGCAAUCAACACCCUAACUCCUGCAACUGAAGCAUCGAUGGAAGACGUGGCGACCUUUGUGCAGCCCCUGGCCAUGAUCCCGGCCGAGGGGAAUAGUGGAGGACCGGUGGGCACCACCCUCCGGUCGACCGACCUGCCUGGUCGGCCGACCAGGGGGCGUGACAUCCAGCGCCCCCGCUCCACUACACGUUCCCCUUCACCUCUCAAGAUUGCAAGAUCUAGGGCACGGGCGUACAGUCCCUAUGGAAGGCCGUCCAGAGAAGCUCCGGCCUCAUCAAGGCCAAUAGUACAGCAGCUCUUCAAAGAUGGAGCCGCAAUAGGAUCACCAGUGCUACCUCAGACUGCACGGGUUGCUCCUGUGCCACAGAAGAGCGCUCCAGAGGCUGCACAGGGGGCAACCGCAACACGGACUUCAGAUGCUCAGAGGAAGAACACUGCCGCCAGUCCUUUGCCAAAGAAGUCCAGAUCUCAGUCGUCGCCUGCAAAUCCCAAGGACGAUGUGACUUCAGAGGGACCCACCAUCGCCAACCUCACCGCGAUGAUCUAG